This is a messenger RNA of Medioppia subpectinata, 460 nucleotides long. NCBI's taxonomy places the organism in Eukaryota, Metazoa, Arthropoda, Arachnida, Sarcoptiformes, Oppiidae. The record is from the annotation of a GenBank genome assembly.
ACUUAAUAUGAUUUUAUUAACAAAUAUGAUGUCACUAUUGGUGACAGACAUUCGCACGUCUAUAAUAACGCUAACAAUCGGUUAUAUUGUGUAUAAAUUGGCAAAGUUUUAUUAUUUGAGGUCAAAACUACCUCCCGGUCCACACCCGGUGCCACUGAUGGGCAAUCUAUUGUUAUUUAAAUCCAAAGAUCAUUGGGAUGUUGUGUUCCGACAGUUGGCCAAAAAGUAUGGCCCGGUAUUCACCUUCUGGUUCGGGACAACACCUCAAUUGAUUAUUACGGACACAGAGAUGGCUCGGGAGGCGUUCAGGAAGAAUGAUAUGGCCGGUCGUCCCGAGUCUUAUUUCGGUGCCAUUUUGUCAAAUGAAAAAUACAAAGACGUGGCCUUCACUGACUACGGACACACUUGGGAAGCGUUGAGACGUGUAUCCCAUUCGGCCCUUCAGUAUGUACUCAAUUAA